Messenger RNA from Acipenser ruthenus (sterlet), 2455 nucleotides. Its product is annotated as ankyrin repeat and SOCS box protein 8. Gene Ontology annotation, molecular function: protein binding. The transcript has 5 exons. Gene Ontology annotation, biological process: intracellular signal transduction. NCBI's taxonomy places the organism in Eukaryota, Metazoa, Chordata, Actinopteri, Acipenseriformes, Acipenseridae. The record is from RefSeq and is a predicted model, not a curated record. The coding region runs from base 528 to 1397 and encodes 289 amino acids.
UAAUCUGAUAAAACACAAGUGAUAAUUUAUUAAGUCGUGUUGGAUCGACCGUCCUUGUUUUGCAGGACCAGCGUACUUUUAAAACACGUCUUUACAAGCAUCACAUGAAUACGGUGCAGUUGAAUAAUAAUCAGAAACGUGUCGGUGGCGCGCACGGUGUCCAGUUUUCGGCGACACCAGUCGGGUUGUCUCGGUGGUUUUAAUUGAACUGGUUUAUAACCAGCAUCGGGUUCGUCGAUAGACUGAAGAGAACACAGAAAGUAGAUAACCAGUAUCAUAUUACUGGAGGCAGAAAAAAACAAAACGAAACUAAACAGAAACGGUCUGACUGACAAGGCCGCGGUGCCUCUUUGCAGGAGCCUCGGCGUUUCCUGGAAUCGAGUCCGUGUCUGUCCGUCUUACAAGCGUCCCCAAAAACGAGACGCGGGACUCAGUUUUGUAGCCGCUCAGUACAUCCAAGCCACACACCUUGGUUUCUGCCCUCCCCUGCCCUCCCUGGGUGUGGCUGCAAUGCGGGUCUGGGUGCAAUGAGCUACACUGUGUGGUACACCAUGCAGAACAUCCAGAGCAAGUACUCUCUGUCGGAGCGACUCAUCAGAACCAUCGCGGCCAUCCGCUCCUUCCCUCACGACAACGUGGAGGAUCUCAUCCGGAGGGGAGCUGAUAUUAACAGCAUGCACGGGACCCUGAAGCCGCUGCACUGUGCCUGCAUGGUGGCCGAUGCUGACUGCGUGGAGCUGCUGCUGGAGAAAGGAGCCGAGGUGAAUGCGCUUGAUGGUUAUAACCGCACGGCGCUGCACUACGCCGCGGAGAAGGAUGAGAGCUGCGUGGAGCUGCUGCUGGAAUACGGGGCGGUGGCCGACGCCCUCGAUGGCAACCUGGACACGCCCCUGCACUGGGCCGCCUUCAAGGACAACGCGGAGUGCGCCCGGACACUGCUGGAGGGGGGCGCGUCCCCGGACCCCCGCGACUACAACCACGACACCCCUCUGAGCUGGGCCGCCAUGAAGGGGAACCUGGAGAGCGUGCGGGUGCUGCUGGAGUUCGGGGCGCAGGUUCGGGUCUCCAACCUGAAGGGCCAGAGCCCCGUGUCGCGGCUGGCCGCCCUGCUGGCCCGCGGGCUGGGCACGGAGAAGGAGGAGGCCUGCCUGGAUCUCCUGGGCCGGGCGGUGGGUCACCUGGACCUGCGCGACGGGGAGGGCAGGCUGCCCCGAGAGCUGGCCCGGGACCCCCAGCUCUGCCGCAGGCUCACCCAGAUGUGCGCCACCCCCCCCAGCCUGCGGGCCCUUGCGCGGUGCGCGGUCAGGAGCAGCCUCGGAGUGCGGCACCUGCCUCCGGCCGUCAGGGAGCUGCCCCUGCCCGAGUCUGUGAAGGACUACCUGCUGCUGCUGGACUGAGACACUGGGGAGAGCAGAGCAGAGCACAGCAAUACAACACAGUACAAUACAGUACAAUACAACACAAUACAACACAACACAGGACAAUAUAACACAAUACAACACAAUACAGUGCAAUACAAUACAAUACAGUACAAUACAACACAACACAACACAGUACAGUACAGUACAGUACAACACAACACAACACAGUACAAUACAAUACAAUACAAUACAAUACAGUACAGUAAAAUACAAUACAACACAGUACAGUCCUAAUAAACUGGCCAGGUAUAUAUUGAUUUGGUCACGUGUUUGUUUUUAUUUUAGUUUGGGUGAACUCUAUGGAGUUCCAGAAGUUGUGCUGCCAAAAAAAUAUAUAUAUAUAUACAUACGUUUUAAUAUAGAUACACAGAUAGGAAAUGUGGUCCAAUUCUGACACAGUGACUGACGGGGAAUGUGCACGGGGGUGACUCAAUGCAAUUGUUUUUUUUUUAAAUCUUGAUCAGAGGUAAUACCAGAAGGGUAAUUCUGAUUGGACGCACCGCACGUCAGUGUGGAUGAUCUGUGUACACAUGUCACAAGUUUAAUUCCAGAUCAGCCCUCCUAUUCACACCGUGGAGCCAGCGCUCUCGCACACCUGCAGCUAUGAUCGCCCCCCUCUGCACCGGACAGUGUGUGUCUGUGAGGGGUGCUGAUAGGGGCGGACCAGCUAAGGAGAAGGCGCCACUAAACUAGCAUAGAUCCUUACAAACAUUCAGGGACUUCGCGCUGUGUCAAUCUUGUAAUAUCUGUUCAUUUUGCGGUGAUGUAUUUAUGGUUCGUGUGAUUUAAAAAGCCAUGUGGCUGCUGUUAUUGGUGCAGCAGUUAUCAGGGGUCUAAAAGUGAUACCCCGCGAUGUGAUACUCGCGUUACCGGGGGCGAUGCUUCAGAUCCGCUUUCAAUAUAAAAGCGUGUAAUAUAUAUGUGUGUGUGUGUGUUUGCCAUUUUCAUUUCAUUUGUAGGCAUAUUUAAUACUGUUUACUCUAUGGGAUACAGGCAGUACAUUUUUCGAUUUUAAUAAACAUUGCUUCACUUGA